Molecule: messenger RNA, 1611 nt
Organism: Candidula unifasciata
Lineage: Eukaryota; Metazoa; Mollusca; Gastropoda; Stylommatophora; Geomitridae
Source: the annotation of a GenBank genome assembly
AUGUCAACUUUUCAUAUUGACCAUAACAAAACAUCUCUGCUACUACCAGUGAAACCUUACAAACCAACCUGUAAUCUCUCAUUCCUGGAUGUUACGCUUGAAAACUUGAACAUAUCGAGUACACCACACAUGGAUGCGGGCGAACAGUCUCUCGUAAACAUGACAGUGGAGAAAUACCUGGACUACCUGAACACAUCUUUCGCAGCCCGGCUAUUACCCGCUGUGGUGGUGCUGGUAGUGCUGAUGGCCGUGGGUUCCAAACGCGGCACGGUAACCCUGUUCAUACAAUCACUGGCUGUCUUUGACCUUCUCAGCUGCUGCCGCAUAAUUUUUAAAAACAAAACACACAAACAACCUCGAGAAAUAAUGUCAAUGUUCCUUCUUUUUGUGUCUUCAGGGGAGAUUAUCGACAUGACCAACAACUACACGUUUGGGAGUCACUCGCUGUGUAAGAUUAUGAGAACCGUCAAUCUCUUCUGUACUGUGUCCUCAGGAGCUACUCUGGUGGUUGUGGCCAUAGAUAGGCAAAGAAUUUGUUGUCCACUCAGAAAACAAAUCACACCGAAAGGGGCAACAAUUGUCGUUUGUGUUUGUGCCGUAUUGGCAUUGAUCAUCUCCCUUCCUACCGCCAUAUUGUACGGUAGCCGAAGCAUUUUUACAGACCUGCCAUCAGUGAAUGGAACCGACUGCUCAAUCAGUGACCAGUUUGCCAACACAGUGUUUCCUAUUGCCUACAACGGCCUGCAAAUGCUUCUGUUUCUUGCGGGAGCAGUCAUACUGAUCGUUCUGUACUCACUCAUUGGCAGCAAGGUCUGCCGCCACGUGAAACAGCAAAUAGUACGCCGGAAAAGUAGUUGUGCAGCACGCAGCAGAUUCUCACCUGGUGGUGCCUCUACGUGCUCCGUGUACUCGGGAAACGCGAACACUGGUUGUCGUGUGGAGUCGGGCUUGUCUAGUUUGGUCAAUGGACAUGGAGCCACAGAGGUCACCGAUCGUUUUCUGCCAGUUAAUGCGCAGAUAGGUGUAACUGUGAAUGUGAGGGCGGACAUGCUGAACAAGAAGCAAGAAAACGAAGUGCAACGUAAUAAUUGCAGCAGAUAUGAUUAUGAAGAAGUCACAUGCUUUAGUGGCGAAGAUGUCAGUUUGCCAGUGCAUGGAACAGAUUGUCAGAUGAUAGAUGUUAAUGUAGAAAAAUGUGAUGUAGAAUCUACGACAGCAAAAUUGUAUCUGCAGACAAAUCGGCUUAUAGAUAAAUGUUACGGUAUCCCUGAAAACAAUACAGAAGUGGAAUUACAUAACGACGUUCAAAUACGACUGAUCAUGACCUCGUAUGACCUUUUAUCUACAGGCAGCAGACGUACGACGCUUAUGCUGUUGAUGAUUACACUGAUUUACGUGCUGUCCUUCCUGCCCCACCUGGUGCUCAUGGCACUCAAGGCCGUGGACGGGGACAUCCUGGCAGGACCUAGCACCGCAUGGGAGCUGACCCAGAACUUGCUGAUCCGGUCUUAUUUUAUAAACAGUGUGGCGAACCCCAUUAUUUACAGCUUCUUCUCCAGGCAUUUCUUCAGGCGAUGCAGGGGUUCGAGAAAUGGAUGUUCUAGCGGGUAG